This is a messenger RNA of Thecamonas trahens ATCC 50062, 2010 nucleotides long. RefSeq names its product heat shock protein 70. Gene Ontology annotation, biological process: protein refolding; cellular response to unfolded protein. The transcript is spliced from 2 exons. NCBI's taxonomy places the organism in Eukaryota, Apusomonadida, Apusomonadidae. The record is from RefSeq and is a predicted model, not a curated record. Gene Ontology annotation, cellular component: mitochondrion; cytoplasm. Gene Ontology annotation, molecular function: ATP binding; heat shock protein binding; ATP-dependent protein folding chaperone. Bases 1 to 2010 code for a protein of 669 amino acids.
AUGCUCCGUGCUACGACUCUUAUGGCUGCCACCGCUCCGCUGCGGCGGCUUGUGCCUUCCCUCACCACGCGGGCUUUUGCGGGCGCUGUGGGCGUGAGUGAGGGCGCUGCAGGCGCUGAGGACGGCGCCGGCGGAGCAACGCAGGUGGCAAACAUCCCUACCAUUGGCAUCGACCUGGGCACCACCAACUCGUGCGUGGCGGUGGUGGAGAACGGCGAGCCGCGAGUUCUGGAGAACGAGGAGGGUAAGCGGACGACGCCGUCGGUGGUGGCCUUCCAGCCGGAUGGCUCGCGGCUUGUGGGCGCGCCGGCCAAGCGCGGUGCGGUGACCAACCCGAAGAACACCAUCUAUGGGGCCAAGCGGCUUAUCGGGCGGACGUUUGACGACCCGGCCAUUGCCACGCUGCAGAAGAUGGUCUCGUACGAGAUCUGCCGCGCGCCCAACGGGACCGAUGCCUGGGUGUCUGCCCAGGGCAAGCAGUACUCGCCGUCGCAGAUCGGCUCAUUUGUGCUGACCAAGAUGCAGGAGACUGCAGCGCGCGUGCUCGGCGGCAUGCCCAACAAGGCGGUUAUCACCGUCCCGGCGUACUUUGACGACUCGCAGCGGCAGGCAACCAAGGAUGCCGGCCGCAUCUGCGGCUUUGACCAGAUCCGGAUCAUCAACGAGCCGACGGCGGCGGCGCUCUCGUACGGCAUCAACUCGACCGAGGCGCAGACCAUUGCGGUGUACGAUCUCGGCGGCGGUACCUUUGACAUUUCGGUCCUCGAGGUCGACGACGGUGUGUUUGUGGUCAAGUCGACCGGCGGUGACUCGACGCUCGGCGGCGAGGACUGGGACGAGACCAUUCUGCAGCACAUGCUGUCGACGUUCAAGUCGCAGACCGGCGUCGACCUCUCGGGCGACCAGAUGUCGAUCCAGCGGCUUCGCGAGGCGGCUGAGGAGGCGAAGCGCGCCCUCGACGCGUCGCCGUCGACGGACAUCAACCUGCCGUUCAUUACCCAGACCGACGGCGGCCCGCUGCACUUUGAGGCGACGCUGACGCGCGCCGAGCUGGAGAAGCUCACCGGCCCGCUCAUCGACAAGACCCGGGCGCCGUCUGAGCAGGCGCUCCGCGACGCGCACAUCUCGGCGGCCGAGGUGGACAAGGUCCUGCUUGUUGGUGGCAUGACCCGCAUGCCUAAGGUUGUCUCGACGGUGGCCGAGCUGUUUGGCAAGGACCCGUCCAAGGGCGUGAACCCGGACGAGGCCGUGGCUUCGGGCGCCGCCAUUCAGGGCUCGAUCCUCGACGGCGCCAUCUCGGGCGUGGCCCUUGUCGACGUCACGCCGCUCUCGCUCGGCACCAACGUGGAGGGCGGGCUCUUUGCCCGCAUCAUCGAGCGGAACACGCCGAUUCCGGUCUCCAAGACCAAGACCUUUACCACUGCACAGGACCACCAGACGUACAUUGUCGCCGACGUCCUGCAGGGCGACCGCGAGCUCGCCGCCGAGAACCGCAAGCUCGGCACGCUGCGCCUCGACGGCAUCCCGCCCAUGCGCAAGGGUGUGCCGCAGCUCGAUGUUACCUUUGACCUCAACGCCGAGGGCAUCCUCAAGGUCACCGCCACCGACCAGGCCACCGGUACCACCUCGGAGACCGUGGUCGAGACCAAGGGCGGCCUCACCGAGGCCGAGAUCGAGCAGAUGGUCCGUGAGGCCGAGAUGUUUGCUGAGGAGGACAAGAAGCGCCGCGCCGCCAUCGAGCUUCGCAACGAGGCUGAGUCGCUCGCUCACACCACCCGUGCCUCGGUCGAGGACAACGCCAAGCUCCUCACCGAGGCCAGCAAGACCAAGCUCCUCUCGCAGGUCGACGCCCUCGAGGCUGCGCUCGACGGCAAGGACGGCGAUGCGCUCCGCGCCAAGAUGGACGAGCUUAAGAACGAGGUCAACGACGCCUUUGAGGCCGCCUACAAGUCCAAGCAGGGCCCUGCCGCCGGCACCCCGCCGCCGGAGCAGCAGACCCCGCAGCAGUAA